AUGAUGGUCGUUGAUUACAAGGAGACCAAGACUGCUUCUGAUAAACUGGAAAAGCACAUUGAAGAACUUCAUAAGCAGCUGGCUAGCUUGAGAGGCAAGCAGAAUUGGCUGGGGGCUGGACUGAGUAGUAAGACCAAGAUGACCUUCCUUGUGCAAAAUAUGGUGUCAGCUUCCAGGCCAGCAUUGGAGAUUGCAGAAGCCUCAAUCCACCAGGGGGUGCUGCUCCAAAAGGAGCUUUUGAUCAAGAAGACCAAUUUGCAAGAAACUUUAGGAAAUUAG
Prunus armeniaca (apricot) is the source of this 279-nucleotide messenger RNA. The record is from the annotation of a GenBank genome assembly. Lineage: Eukaryota; Viridiplantae; Streptophyta; Magnoliopsida; Rosales; Rosaceae.